Messenger RNA from Frieseomelitta varia, 1606 nucleotides. RefSeq names its product protein LTV1 homolog (gene LTV1). The transcript has 7 exons. Bases 152 to 1570 code for a protein of 472 amino acids. Gene Ontology annotation, cellular component: preribosome, small subunit precursor; cytosol; nucleus. NCBI's taxonomy places the organism in Eukaryota, Metazoa, Arthropoda, Insecta, Hymenoptera, Apidae. Gene Ontology annotation, biological process: ribosomal small subunit export from nucleus; ribosomal small subunit biogenesis. The record is from RefSeq and is a predicted model, not a curated record.
UGUUUGAGAACUACUGGCAAAUCGCAUAUUUUAGGAUUGUAUGAAAAUAUUAUCAGAAAAGUGAUUAGAAAAAUAUCCAUUUUAAAUAAACGUUCUUUAAUCAAUCCGUUUUUAAGUUUUUGAAACCUCUGAAUUAAACAAUACUUCAAAAAUGCCGAAGGGAAAAACCAAGAAAUUUAUUGACAGAAAGAAUUCAGUAACAUUUCAUCUAGUUCAUCGGUCACAAAAAGAUCCGUUGAUCGCUGAUGAGAGAGCACCAGAACGUGUGCUUGUACCUGUUGAACACGCACAAGCCUCUAAAAAGAAGUUGGACGAUGAUAAGCGUAAAGAGGAGCAACGAAAAUAUGGCAUAUAUUUUGACGAUGAUUAUGAUUACUUGAAACAUCUUAGAGAUGUUAAUUCACUAACAGUUGAAUGGGAACGCAUAGAUGCUUGUACAAGUUCAAAGUCAAAUGACCAAACAAACGCACCUAAAAUUAAUUUACCAUCUUCUGUAUUUGCUUCAAAUGUAGAGGAAAAAGUUGGUCUUUUAAACAAAGCAGCCCCAGUUUCGGGGUUGCAGUUAGAUUUAGAUCCAGAUAUAGUUGCUGCCAUGGAUGAUGAUUUUGACUAUGACAAUUCAGAGAAUGAAUUAGAGGAUAAUUUUAUGGAAUUAGCUAAUGCACCCAUUAGCGACAAUGAAAUUUUACCAGAAAAAUAUGGUCAAGCAUCUGAUGUUUCAUCAGAGUUUGAGUUAUCCGAUGAAGAACAAGACGAAGUAUGCAGUUUAGGUGAACAUAUCUUCUGGGAGGAAGAAACAAAAUCCCGUUUUACAGAAUAUUCAAUGAGUAGUAGUGUAAUCAGAAGAAAUGAGCAACUUACCCUUCUUGAUGAUAAAUUUGAAAAAAUGUAUGCAGCAUAUGAUGAAGAUGAAAUUGGAGCAUUAGAUUGUGAUGAAAUUGAAGGACAUAUUGAACCUAACUCAGAUUUAGUUCUUCAAUGUGCAGCAGAAUUUGAAAAACAGCAAAAUGAAAAUACUGAUAACUUUACACAGUUGAUGAAAGACAGAAUGAAAAUUUUAGAUAAAGAGUAUUCUAGUUCUGAGGAUGAAGGUAGUUUAGAAGAACUUGUAGUUGACGCAAGAGAAAAAGAUAAAUGGGAUUGUGAAAGUAUUAUUAGUACAUACAGUAAUAUUUACAAUCAUCCGAAAUUAAUUUCUGAACCCAAGCAUCCACAAAAGAUCAAAAUCAAUGCAAGGACAGGUAUACCAAAAAAUGUUUUGGAUGAAUAUUCUGGAAAAUUGACGAUUAAAGCAUUAGCUCAGUUUGAACAACAAAAUACAAAUUGUAGGCCAGGGUAUUCUCAGUCUAUUGCAGAGACUAUGAAAUCUACCUUAAGUACAUUAAGUAUAAGGCCUAAAAAUGAAACUAGUGAAGAAAGAAAACAAAGGAAAAAAGCACUUAAGGAAUACAGAAAAGAAAGACGGAGAGAACGAAAAGCAAAUAGUGAAGCAUUUAAAGAAGAAAAGAAACGUCAAGAAAAAAUAUUAUUGAAUAAUAGGCAAAAUAUUCAAGGAAAUAAAAUACUUUAACAUGUAAAUUGUUACUUUUUUUAAUAAAUUAAAUUU